UCAUUCAACUUCAAUGUUGAAAGGAGCUGAAUGCUAACGACCGCGGGUGAUUAUCAGUCCUUUUCCCUCCCAGAACAACGCAUUUCCAGCUUCUUCAAUUCGCUUGCAUCACUGCUCUCUCAGUGUCUCUGGGAUUUCUAGGGUUGCAGUUCAUGGCUUCUUCUGCUCAUUUCGACGAUGAGUUUGAUUUUGAAGGCGGAUUUGGAAGGCACUCAGGUGAUAAGAGGUCAUCUCCGGACUACGACCAUGAAGAUUAUGACGGUGAUCCUUUUGCUCCUAAGAAGGCCAAAUCAAAAGCUGAAGAAGCUGCUCCGGGUGUCACUACAGGAAUGAUUUUGUCUCUUCGUGAGAGUCUUCAGAGUUGUAAGGACACGCUUGCAAAAUGCCAAAAUGAAUAUGAGACAGCAAAAUCUGAGAUUCAGAAUUGGCAUUCUUCAUUGCAAAAUGAACCUUUCUUACCCACUGGGACCACUCCAGAACCCAAGAUGGUGAUUAAUUAUCUUCAGGCCCUGAAAUCAUCUGAAGAGUCUCUGAGAGAGCAGCUUGAAAAGGCAAAGAAAAAGGAAGCUGCUUUCAUUGUAACAUUUGCAAAACGUGAACAAGAGAUAGCAGAGUUGAAGUCUACUGUACGGGAUUUGAAAGCACAACUAAAGCCGCCAUCACUGCAGGGAAGGAAGUUGUUACUAGAUCCAGCUGUACAUGAAGAGUUCACUCGAUUAAAGAAUUUAGUUGAGGAAAAGGACAAAAGGGUAAAGGAGUUGCAAGAUAACAUUGCUGCUGUAAACUUCACUCCUCAGAGUAAGAUGGGGAAGAUGCUGAUGGCUAAAUGUAGAACACUACAGGAGGAAAAUGAGGAGAUUGGGAAUCAAGCUUCUGAGGGAAAGAUGCAUGAACUAGCAAUGAAACUUGCACUGCAGAAAUCCCAGAAUGCUGAACUCAGAAGUCAAUUUGAAGGAUUGAGGAAAUUUAUGGAGGGGCUGACAAAUGAUGUGGAAAGAUCCAAUGAAAUGGUUGUUAUGAUGCAAGAAAAAUUAGAAGAGAAGGAUAAGGAGAUCCAAAGACUGAAACGCGAACUGCAACAAAAGAGCUCAAUAGAGGAUGAGAAAACAGACGCGGCAUCUGAGAAGAAAGACAGUUGCGAGAAGAUAUCUGACGAAAUUAUCAACUAAUUCAAGCUUUAGAUUUAAAACGGUUUUGGAGGAAACGAUCGUUUUUCUUCGCUGUCAACGCUAAUCGUAUAUUUUGUAUGUUCAAUUUUUUUUUUUUGGCAGGCAGCAAGGCCCAAGGUCCUAUUUUGGUGAAACUCUAGGGAGUGAUGCCCUUGGGCCUUGGGGUACUGGAGAUAAAACAUAAAUUUUUCCUUAGUUUGCUCCACAUAAAGGUUUUGAAUUGAAUUUGGCUCCCGACCAUUUGCUUGGGAAUGAGAACUUUUCCUAUUUACGCUAA
Messenger RNA from Prosopis cineraria, 1446 nucleotides. RefSeq names its product FKBP12-interacting protein of 37 kDa-like. Gene Ontology annotation, biological process: regulation of alternative mRNA splicing, via spliceosome. Gene Ontology annotation, cellular component: nucleus. The record is from RefSeq and is a predicted model, not a curated record. The coding region runs from base 153 to 1169 and encodes 338 amino acids. Lineage: Eukaryota; Viridiplantae; Streptophyta; Magnoliopsida; Fabales; Fabaceae. The transcript is spliced from 14 exons.